This is a messenger RNA of Vollenhovia emeryi, 2362 nucleotides long. It is a transcript of the gene Trap1, whose product is annotated as heat shock protein 75 kDa, mitochondrial. Gene Ontology annotation, molecular function: ATP binding; ATP hydrolysis activity; ATP-dependent protein folding chaperone. The transcript is spliced from 13 exons. The record is from RefSeq and is a predicted model, not a curated record. NCBI's taxonomy places the organism in Eukaryota, Metazoa, Arthropoda, Insecta, Hymenoptera, Formicidae. Gene Ontology annotation, cellular component: mitochondrial inner membrane. Gene Ontology annotation, biological process: protein folding. Bases 116 to 2194 code for a protein of 692 amino acids.
ACUAGUUCAGGGGUGCAGCAAUAAAGAACAGACCCUGUGUCGCUGUGAUGCAACUUCACGGGUAACUUGUGCGAGACGUGUUCGUGUAUACUAGUGCACGUGUAUAUAUCCGAAAAUGGCUGCUGCCUUCAGGAUCAAGCACGCUAUUAGAUUAGGAAGAUCUCUCUCGAGAUCGUUAAACAGGAAUUUGCAAGAGAAGUUAGUACAGUCACAAUGCCAACGACUACCAGUCAUCUACAAUCAUGUACGACAUUGGUCAUCUCAACCAGAAGUUCAAGCUACCGAGUACCAUAAUAUUAUAAAAGACACAGAGAAAGCAACAGGCGAGAGUGCCAAGCAUGAGUUUCAGUCGGAGACGCAAAUGUUACUGCAAAUCGUUGCAAAGUCUUUAUAUUCAGACAAGGAGGUAUUUGUACGCGAGCUUGUUUCAAACGCCAGCGACGCACUGGAGAAAUUGCGCUACCUACGUCUAGGCGACAAUGGAGUCGCACAAGCGGCUGGCGACAGAAGUCUGGAGAUACACAUCGGCACUGACAAACAAAGUCGUACUCUGACAAUCCAAGAUACCGGCGUGGGAAUGACUAGAGAGGAACUGAUAUCCAAUUUGGGAACUAUAGCUCGAUCUGGCUCCAAGGCAUUUCUAGAAAAAUUGAAGGAACAAAGUUCCAGUGACACUUCCAAAAUUAUCGGACAGUUUGGAGUUGGAUUUUAUAGUGCCUUCAUGGUCGCUGAUAAGGUAGAAGUGUUCACAAAGUCGUUUGCGGUAGACGCGGAAGGUCUGUGCUGGACUUCAGACGGAUCAGGCACAUUUGAGAUUUCAAACGCGGAUGGUGUGCAGCCAGGCACGAAAAUCGUUAUACAUUUGAAACCGGAUAGCCGAGAGUUCAGUGACGAAGAUACUAUUAAUCGUGUUAUUAACAAGUACAGUAACUUCGUUGGCAGUCCCAUUUUUGUGAAUGGAAAGAGAACCAAUACAAUCCAGCCGUUGUGGAUGUUUGACCCGAAAGAUGUCACGCCGCUGCAACACGCGGAAUUUUAUCGAUUCGUAGGAAAUUGUAUUGAUUCGCCACGAUUUGUACUACAUUAUUCGACGGAUGUGCCGUUGAGUAUCAAGGCUCUAUUAUAUUUCCCAGAGGAAAAGCCCGGGUUGUUCGAUCUGGCAAGGGACACUACUAGUGGAGUGUCGCUCUACAACCGGAAGAUUCUAAUUAAAAGCAAAGCGGAGAAUAUCUUACCGAAAUGGUUGCGUUUCAUUAAAGGCGUGGUCGACUCGGAAGAUAUACCACUGAAUUUGAGCCGCGAACUACUACAAAAUAGUACAUUGAUUGGAAAAUUACGAAACGUGUUGACUGCGCGUAUACUAAAAUUCCUACACGAGCGAUCUACGAAGCAGCCGGAAGACUACAAUGAAUUUUACAAAGCUUACGGUUUAUUUUUAAAAGAGGGCAUUAUAACUAGUUCGGAUCAGUCGGAAAAGGAAGAUAUUGGCAAGCUUCUGCGAUUUGAAUCUUCAGCUGCCGCUCCAGGGGAAUUGGUCAGCGUGCCGCAAUACUGCAGCCGUUUAGCAAAAGAUCAAAAGGAUAUAUAUUAUUUGUCGGCACCUAGCCGAACUCUAGCCGAGCAGUCGCCGUAUUAUGAAUCUUUGAAAAAACGAAAUAUUGAAGUGCUCUUCUGCUAUGAACCAUACGAUGAAUUAGUAUUGAUGCACUUGAAACAGUAUAAAUCGAACUUUUUGACGUCUGUGGAGAAGGAAAUGCGGGAUGAUACGGAAGCGAACAAGCCAGAAAAUUUAGGUAUCAUAAAUAAGGAUGAACUGGAUAAUCUUGUGAACUACAUGAAGAAGAUUCUGGACAAAAAGGCGUACGACGUUAAAAUGACGAAUCGUUUAGAAUCGCAUCCUUGCGUUGUAACCGUUCAGGAUAUGGCGAGUGCGAGGCACUUUAUUCGUAUGCAGAGCCAUCAAAUGAGCGAAGAGAUGCGAUACUCCAUGCUUCAACCGCGCUUCGAGAUAAAUCCAAAUCAUCCUCUCAUCAAAAAGUUAUGCAAGGUAACGACUACGGAUACCGAAUUAGCUGACCGUCUGAUAAAACAGUUGUUUGCCGGUGCAAUGGUUGGAGCUGGUCUUAUUGAAGAUCCGCGCAUAUUAUUGGCACCAAUGAAUGAAUUACUCACCUUGGCAUUGCAAAAAUAUUAAGAUAUAGAGAAAUGGAUUAUCGAUAUGAACAACUCGAUAUUGUUCUAUGAUUUAGAAAUAAAAGGAUAUUCUCUUUUAUAUAUAUAUAUAUAUACAUGUAGAUAAUAUUUUGUUCUCGAGUUCCAUAUCAUAGAACAUUAAAUGUCCCAAAGUGCCGUAUAAAAAAAA